Octopus sinensis (East Asian common octopus) is the source of this 1409-nucleotide messenger RNA. RefSeq lists its product as uncharacterized. NCBI's taxonomy places the organism in Eukaryota, Metazoa, Mollusca, Cephalopoda, Octopoda, Octopodidae. The transcript has 3 exons. Bases 467 to 1018 code for a protein of 183 amino acids. The record is from RefSeq and is a predicted model, not a curated record.
UGAUUUUAUCCCUGAGGCCGUUGUAGUGUAAGGGGACUACAAAGAAUGGAAAAGAAGGGGUCUUACAAAUUCAAGUGAUAUCAAUUGACAGAAAGCUUAAAUGACUGAAUAUCAUAGCUCAGAGGAAAACAAGACAAUGGUGAUCACGUCACUUGUGGCCAAAGUGCUUGACAAGAUCCAGGGGAAAGAACAAGCCUACCUUGGGACUCUGUUGCCAACCUUUAAAGAGUGCCAAAACUAUAAAAUCAGCCUUUUUUGGCUUUUUCAAGGGUUUUAGAACCCCAAAACUAUGGGUUUUUUUAUUUUUUACUUUAGAGUUAAAAAAUGUUGAUUUUAUAGUUUUAAAUUUUAAAAGACCUAAAAAGGGCUGAUUUCAUAGUUUGAGCCCUUUUUAGGUUUCUAAAAGCUUUUAGAGCCAGAAAAGGGUAAAAAGAGUGCAGUGUUCAAGCGGCCCUACAGGACCAUCAUGGUCAAGGCACAUGCCAUCUGGAACCAGCAAGAUCGCAGCACUGUAGCAGCAAACAGCAUCUAUGCUGGGGUGGGGAGGAGGCUGGCUGUCCCCAACAUGACAAGGUGGAACUCCACCUAUGACUCUGUGGUGGUCAUCAACACCAUCCUGGAGACUAAGAGGCUUGUUCUCCACACAGUCAUUAUUCAGUUGAAGUUCAACAGCUUCAACAACCAGGAUGUUGACUUAAUGAAGGAGUGUGCCAAGGUCAUGUCACUUGUGGCCAAAGGGCUCGACAAGAUCCAAGGGAAGGAACAAGCCUACUUUGGGACUCUGCUGCCAACAGUUGUCGCAACGAUAUUUAGGCUCGUCUACUACAGCCCCUUGGUCAAUGCACUUUUGGCAGGCAUUGAUAAAAGGAUGAUGACGAGUGUCGUCCUGGAGGAUGAGGAAUGUCAACUGAUUGCUGCCUUCCACCCCAGGUUUCACCUCAUCUGGUUGGAUAAGUAUGAAAACACCAAGGUUGCCAAGGCGAGGAAAGCAUGGAGGGUAAGGUCAAGGAGGUCAUGAGACUGCAAUCUGAUGAAGUGAGCAGCAACAGUGGAGGCAGCAACACUGAAGAAGAGGAGGAUGAUUUCUUCAGUGGUGUCACCCAGCCAAAGGAGAGCAGCAGGAGCCACAAGUCACUCAAGGACAACGCCCAGAAUUUGGUCAAGACCUGGUUGGUGACCAGCUUCACGGAUUUGCUAACAGAUGCUGCCUUCUUGGGUGAGCAAGUGUUGGUGGACUUGUUCAUGAAGUUCAAAACAGCCAUCCCUCCAGUGCUGCAGUGGAGCAUUUGUUCUUUAUGGGCAAGGACAUCUUGAGGGCUAAGAGAUCAUCCCUGUCUGAUGAAAACUUUGACAUGCUAAUUUUCAUGAAGGGCAACAUGCAUCUCAUGAACAAAAUGAGAAUGAGAAGA